ACCGACUGCGCCAACAAGCGCACAUCUCGCUCUCUAUCGGUGGCCGAUCGUGGUAGUCGCGCACCAGCAUUUACGUGGAUUGGAAGCUGCCGUCCUGUUUCGGACGCUCGAUUAAGUGGAGAAUUAUUGCCAUAUUCGAUCUCGAACGUUCUAUACAGCGCGUUGCCAGGCAGUUUGUUGUGUGUGUUUGCUUGCUUGCUUCCGAUUUUGUGCACAUUCGACACCCACGCACGCACAAAUAGUAAGUGUCACAAACGGCUACAGGGUGCACUGUUCUGCACAUGGUUAAGUGCCCUAGGUUCGAGUCGGUCCCGAAAUCUAGGUCAAUCAGUCGCUCAAUCAAAGUGUGUCAGACUGCAUCGCGCGUUUAGGGUUGCAAUAGCUCUCUCCGUCUGCUUGAAUUGUGCCUACGCUUGCGUAAAAGUGCGAAUGAAAGAGAAACAUGCCCUACGCGAAAGGGAAGUGACUGUUAAAACCUAUUCAAUGAAAAAAAAAACAGUUCAUAUAAUGUUAGACGCAAGUGACUUUGCCGACGAUAAAAGUCAUGUUCUGUAAUGAAUAUUUUAUCGUCCAACUAGGUCAACUAGCAAUGUGAUAUCAUUUUGUAGUUACCACACAGUUCAAUCAAACCGAUUAACACACCCAUACAAAUGUGUUGCGGAAACGCAUAAAGGUGGAAUUGGGAGAAGAUGAUGCUCAUCGUACUCGAGUUUCUCUCAUCGUUUGCGAGCGCGUGCAGCGCACAAGUAACCAUCAUCUUUUAUUUUUAGCUCAAAAGAAAGGAACGGUCAGCAUAUUGAAAGUCAUUUGCGUUUAGGCUUGUAUAGUUUCGCCAGCAAUCACAAUGGGCCAGCCGCUAGUCAGCUCCUGCUGCCGAUGUUAUUCGCUCCGAAGCGGAUCCAUUGCCACGGGAGUACUCGGCAUUCUGCUCUCGAUCAUCUCGAUUAUUCUAAUUUUCACCGUGCGCAUCGACUUCAAGACCAUUCUCAUGGACUGGCUGCCGCAAAAUGUGGUGAAAAUAAUCUACGCACUCAAUCUGGUCAUGACGAUACUGAUCUCACUGCUGAUGAUUAUGGGCGUAAUGAAGAAAAAUCACUUCUUCAUGAUGCCGUGGGUCGUGCUGGGACUGAUGCUUGCGAUAGGAUUGCUCAUUAGCGUAAUUUAUAACGCGGUGGUUUACUUCAUCGAUGGAUACGUUUUGGGCGGAACGCUCUGGAUUGUGGUUGGGCUGCUAUCCGUUGUCAUAUACGUGUACCUAUGGAUCGUGGUUUACAGCUACUUCGUGACGCUGAAGAAUGAAAACGAUCGGGGACGUUACUCGAAGCAGCCAUACCGUCGAUAAGGGGGAGGGUGAAAGUAAAUCAACAAACUCGUCACAAAAGCUCCCGUUGGUUUUUCAAGAGCUUGCCAUCUCUUUAAUUUGUUGUAGUUUUAUGUUUAUUAAUUCGUAAUCAGCAUACUAUUGAUAGAUUCACAAUCAGAUUGUGAAAUGUUAGUCAUUACUGUAAAUACUUAAUCGAGCUUAAAGUUUAAAGCGGUAUAAAACGUAACUGAACAAAACAAAAAUGCAGAAAGCAACAAAACAACUAACAAAUAAAUAAAUCCAAACGUAUCAAAAACAUUAAAAAGAACACAUGUAAAAUCUGUGUUUGAUCGCUGUAUUACUCACACGGCACUAAAGGCAGAACUAACUUAUUUAAAAUAUGUUUUUAUCGUUGUUUGACUGAUAACUCUCUGAUUGUACUCAUAAAAUAUUAUUAAAUCCCUUUACUGACACAAUGAUAAA
Anopheles gambiae (African malaria mosquito) is the source of this 1786-nucleotide messenger RNA. RefSeq lists its product as uncharacterized. Lineage: Eukaryota; Metazoa; Arthropoda; Insecta; Diptera; Culicidae. The record is from RefSeq and is a predicted model, not a curated record. The transcript has 4 exons. The coding region runs from base 845 to 1342 and encodes 165 amino acids.